Elephantulus edwardii (Cape elephant shrew) is the source of this 5016-nucleotide messenger RNA. It is a transcript of the gene MROH2A, whose product is annotated as maestro heat-like repeat family member 2A. The record is from RefSeq and is a predicted model, not a curated record. Gene Ontology annotation, cellular component: cytoplasm. The coding region runs from base 1 to 5016 and encodes 1671 amino acids. Lineage: Eukaryota; Metazoa; Chordata; Mammalia; Macroscelidea; Macroscelididae. The transcript is spliced from 41 exons.
AUGGCAGAAGUAACAAGAGACUCAAACGAGGGUCCAUCAGAAGAAACAGAGGACCUGGACUUGCUUGAACAAGUUGAUAGAGGAACUCUCCAACAAGUCACAAACCUCCUGGACAUCUUGGAGAGUGAGUCGGCAAAGACAGACAUUGAGUUGGUGGGCCAGGACAUGCGGAAGACCCUGGCUUCGGCUAUAAUCACGGAGAAGGCCAACAGUGAGCCCUCCAUGGUGAUGAAUGUCCUCAUCUGCUGCCUGAAGAUGCCUGAGAUUUCCACUGAGCGCAAGAUCAACAUUUACAGCAUCCUCCAGGAAAUCAUCCAGCAGGAAGGGGAGCUGGACGAACACUGUGUCCAGAGGCUGGUCACUAUUGCCUCCAAAGAGAUGAGAGAGAUCCAGGAGAUGGACGGCAACCUGAAGGCAGAAGUGGCUAGUGACACCUUGGUGGCUCUGUCCGGAAACCACUUCAGUUUGGUCAUGUAUGAGCUUCAGCAUCAUCUCAAGCCCCUUGAACUCACCGAUGAAUUUGUCAUUGUCACUCUGGCCAAGCUGGCCAAUGGCAAUGUGUUUGAGUUCAUGCCUUACAUGGGCAUCACCUUGGCAACCAUAUUCACUAUGCUGAGACUCGCCAACAAGACCAAGAUACGCCAGGCCAUCUGUGUGGCCAUGGAGACCUUCUGUGAGGUGGUGCAGUUCUACCUGAGACACUUGGAGGACAGCGUGUACCCCGUGAUGACUGAGGAGCAGUUUGCUGCGAAGCUCUUCCCCAUGUACCGCUACUUCAUGACCGUGUGGCUGAAGGACAACAACCCCGAGGUCAAGCUUGGGGUCAUCAAGUCCCUGAAGCCCAUGCUGAACCUCCUCUUGCCCAACAAUGACCUUCGGGAGCAAGUGUAUGACUAUAUCCCCCUCCUGCUGGCCGAGUACCAGAGCAGCGUGGAGGCCCUGUUCAUCACUCAGAUCCUGAGGCAGAUCCUGGAGGUGUCGGUCACCACCCACACACCUAUCCCCCACAUGCAGCUGCACACGGUCUUCAUGGAGCUGCACGUCCAGGUGUGCUCUGAUGCUCCCAGCCAGCAGUACAGUAACCAGAACCUCAUAGAGAUUGUGCACUGCUUCGUUGCCCUGGCCCGUUCCUACCCCAGGGAGCUGAUGAAGUUCUUCCUCAACCAAAUGGAGAUAAACAACGAGGCCAGCCGUGUGGCGACCUUGACCAUGAUCAGGGCUGUGGUAGGCGCAGAAGAGCCCAGAGUGAGUAUGAGGACCAUCUGCCUGGCCAUCAGGGUGGUCAAGAAUCACCUCUCUGAUCCAAGGUCUAAGGUGAGAAUGGCCAUCCUUCAAAUCAUUGGCCAGCUGGCACUCUCUGGCUACCAGGACAAGAUCAAAGGCUGGGGUUUGAAGUACGUGUCUGUGCAGCUGACACUGUCCACCUACAAGCUGACAAAUUGCCGAGAAAGCUUUUAUGUGAAGGACUUAGAGGAGAAGAUGGUCCACAAAGUCACCAUGGACACUGUGAAGAUCAUCACCUCGUCUGUCCGUGGAAUGAGUAACGAGUUCUGGGUGAGGCUCCUGUGCUACAUCAUGGAGACGGACUACACAGAGGCCCUGACCGCGAUCUGCAUCAGUCUGACCAACCUGGCAGAACAUCAGCUUCGCAACAAGGACGUGGAGGCAAACAUGACCAGCUCCAGCAGGCAUGUGGACCUGCCCGCCCCACAGAAGCUGCUGGCCCGGCUUCUGGUGCUGAUAUCAUCCCCCUACAAAGGGGAGGACCGUGGGAUUGCCAUCCUCAACCUCCUGUGGACCCUGAGCCAGAGCAUUGCUCCCGCCAUGACGGAUGUGUGGAAACUGGAAAUCCCACUGCUGAUCCAGUACCUGAAAGAACACACUGAGUAUACUUGGAAUAAGAAGACCUGGGAAGACAAACUCAUUCAGUUUCUGAAAAAUUCCCUCAAGAAGACCCGGAGGUCCAACUGGAGCCUGCGGCUGAGCAAGGAGCUGAACAACCAGAUGGAUGACUUCAGCAGCCCCUCCCCAGAGAAGGCCUUCCUGUACCGGGCUCUGGGCUGCUCCCUGGCCAUGGGUCUCGAGGCUGACAAGGUGGAGGUGCUGCUGCUGGAGUUGCUCUACAAAACGGACUACAGCAACACUUUCGAACGGGAGGGCAUCUCCCUCUCCUUUGGCAUGUGUGCCAGGGGCCAGGUGAAGACGGUGCUGGCUGUGCUCCAGGAGUUCGAGGACAAGAUCCAGGAGUCGGAGCUGUCCUGGCAGAUUGGUGCUUGGCGGAAGGACCACCCUUGGAGGCGGGAGACCAUGAAGAGUGCCCUAAUGGACAUGUACAGCUUCGUGGCCUCCUACUGCCACCCCCAGAUGCUCCUCACCCACGUGAACAAUCCCAUCACCACCAAGAUCAUCCACCACUACACCAGUAGCUGCCAGGACAUCUCCCUCAAACUGGCCUUUAUGAGGAGUAUCAUGCAGGUCGCAAGUGCUAUAAAAAGUGUGGAGUCCUUGGAAGACUUUGAGUUUGCCCCGAAGGCCACUGUGACUGGCAUUAUAAUGGCAGUCAUCAAAGCUGAGCCAGCCCAAAGCCUGGCUUCCCCUGUGCGGAUCAAGGCCUUGGAAGCCCUCAUCCACCUCAGCAAACUGAAGCCGCUCUACUCCGUGGAAGAAACCAACGAGCUGAUGGGCAUCGGUGUGCAUGCCGUCAUUUCCCUGACACCCCCCAGACAGGACGAUGAUUCCAUCGUGAUGCUGCAUGCCGAUGCCAUGAGGACCUUGUCCCAGCUGAUGGAGGCCCUCAUGCAGCGACAGAUGGACCCCAAGGGCCUACAGGAGAUGGUACAGCUCCUGGAAAAGUGGAUCUUGUCGGAAAAAGAAUGGGAGCGGGAGAAAGCCCUGAGUCUUUUUCUUCACAUGAUGCAGAUCUACGUGCAGAGCACGGGCGUCUGUAUCCCCUUGAAGCUGGGGCAGUUUGGCACCCUGGUGGGACUCAUCGCUCCGCACAUCUGUGACUCCCACCUGAGAACCCGAAUAGCCUCCAUUGAUGUCCUGUCCAGGCUGCUGGACCUUCAUGCCAGCCAGACCUGCUCCCUGUGGGACGUGGCCAAGGAGAAGGAGCUGCUCAGGUGUAAGGAGGAUCUCAGCGGCUGCGAGGAGAAGGUGUUCGGCGCAUCCACCAGGAUCGCCAAGGUGGUGUGCACGGAGUUUACCUGCGACGAGGUGGUCUCCCUCAUUCGGAAGCUCUGCGAGAACAUGGGGGCCAUGGACCUGCAGCAUGACAAGGCGUCUGUCAGCUGGAUAGGCGUCUUCCUUCAAACCUGGGUCAAGGAACUGGAGGACAAGGUAGCAGAGAUCCUGGGUGCCAUCUUGACCCAGCUGCCCGUGGUGGACGACCUGGAGGUGCGGCAUCUCCUCAUCGAAGGCAUCCUGCUGCUGGCCCAUUACCACCAGGACACUGUCCUCACAUCGCUCCUGCGGCAGCCGCUGCCCAUGGAGAGCCACCUGACAGAGGUGUGGCUGGCCGUGGCGGAGAACGCGCCCUUCGCCAGGACCAUGCUCCACAGCCUGAUGGGCCGGCUCCAGGCUCGGUUCAGCCCCCGGGCGAACCCCACCUCCAAGGCCGAUGUCUGGCGGCUGGCCACGGUGGACCCUCUGAUGAUCCUGUGCGUCACCCACCUCCUGCUAGACAAGGUGGACGUGGAUGACCACCUCCCCGACCUCAUCUGCACCCUCCUCCUGCAGCUUAGUACCAGCCACUGGCCCGAGGAUGGGGCCCCCGUCCUCAAGACAUGGCGACUGGUGCACUCGGACACCCUGCCCCAGGAUAUGAACCUGCAGAGGGUCACCAUCAAAUCCAUGCAACUUGUGCUCAAGAGAGUCAGGAGCCAGGGCCUGGAGCGGGGCCUGGAGGAGCAGGGCGUGUGGGUGCUUCUGGAGGACGGGGCCACCUUCCUGAAGGGUGUGGGCUUGUUCACCAGGUUGUGCUCCAGGAACCUGCGUGGCCCUUUCCUGCAGCGACUGGCAGAGCUGGUGCUCAGGGCCAUGAACUCGAACGUCUUGAGCUGUCGAGUCUGCAGCACCGCCGUGUGUGUGGAAUUCAUGAGAAGUCCUGUUCUGCACCGGGAGAGGCUGCUAAAGCCAGCCGUGCUCUUGCUGGAGCAGGGCGUGGACCACGAGGACGAGGCUCUGCGGGUGCUAUCCCUCCGUGCUCUUGGGAACAUGGCCAUUGGUGCCCCCAAGAAGGUGAGGCAGUACCGGACGCUCCUGCUGGAGAAGUUCCUGUCCUCCCUGCAGGACCCCACCAGCACCAAGGUGGCCUCUGAGGGGAUGACCGCCCUCACCAAGGUCCUGGCGGAGCUGCGGGAAGGGGAUGUGGGCUCCUCGUUUGAUGCCAUCUCUGAGCAGUGUAGAACCUUCUUCAACAAUGAGAGCGAGGUGCUGCGGCUGAAGGCCUUUCUGCUCUUCGGGAAGCUGGCCAAGGUGGUGUGGAUGACCAAGCGACACCUCUUCAAGGCGGAGGUGAAGAAAGCCUGGGUGGCCCUCAUGCUGCACUGCCAGGACCCCUGUGACCGCACAGCCAGUGUCUGUAUGGAGACCAUGUCCCAGUGCCUGCAUUUCUGGGGCUGCAAGGGCCUGGAGACCCCCCACGUGCAGAGCACUGCCAGCGCAGAUGAGAUGGCUCUGUUUCAGACGGCCAUGUGCACCUUCCUGACUCAGAAGAAACCAGCUGUUCUUUAUACUUUCUUGCUGGAAACCAUCGGCUACAUGAGAAACAGCUUGUCCAGGAUCAGAAUCGCUGCAUGCAAUCUGGCAGGGGUCAUACUGAAGCAGAUGGCGGUAAGCUACCUGAAGAAGCUGGACUUUGUGGAGUUACAGAGCUUGUUCCAGGAGCUCCAGCUGGACGCGGAGCCCGAGGUGCGGCGAGCUGCCCUGGACGCACUCAGGGUCCUGGACAGCUGCACCCAGCACAAGCUCCUGGUGGCUCCCGAGGGCGUCCCCUCGGGGCCCACUCACUGCUGA